AUUUUGUGUCACCAUUUCCUGAAUCAUCUAUCACACCAAUAUCUGACAAUAAUAAUCUUGACAUAAACAAUGACAUUAUAAAUGAAUCAGAAUUAUAUAAUGAAAAUUCAGCUCUUGAAACAGAUGAUAUAUCGACAACUAGUCCAGUCCAAGGACAGACCAUCAGUCCGCCGGUCUUUUGGGACUGUUUAACAUCCCUACACAUUUCAAACAUGAAAGAUUUUGUGUCACCAUUUCCUGAAUCAUCUAUCACACCAAUAUCUGACAAUAAUAAUCUUGACAUAAACAAUGACAUUAUAAAUGAAUCAGAAUUAUAUAAUGAAAAUUCAGCUCUUGAAACAGAUGAUAUAUCGACA
Messenger RNA from Entrophospora sp. SA101, 356 nucleotides. The record is from the annotation of a GenBank genome assembly. Lineage: Eukaryota; Fungi; Glomeromycota; Glomeromycetes; Entrophosporales; Entrophosporaceae.